Molecule: messenger RNA, 1407 nt
Organism: Cajanus cajan (pigeon pea)
Lineage: Eukaryota; Viridiplantae; Streptophyta; Magnoliopsida; Fabales; Fabaceae
Biological process (GO): cortical microtubule organization
Cellular component (GO): cortical microtubule
Source: RefSeq, a predicted model, not a curated record
AGAAUGAUUGGUUAUUAAUUGUUAUGAUUAGAGAUCGAAUUGCAUUAGUUGAGGCUGAGCAACAUGAAAGGGCGCAUGGAGCGAGACGAGGACCUAACCCUUUUCAGGGAAUUGCGGAAGCGCCAGAAUGAACGCAUUUCUAGCCUUUUGCAUUGUGUUAAUUCUGAAGAGUUUGAAUGCACCACUAACACCCACACUGAUACUGGAAAUUUUUCACUUUAUAGAAUUCAGUCAGGGAAGAAAGAAAAUGGACUUGAGUUUCUGGAAACAAACAAAAAUGACUAUGAUUGGUUGAAAACACCACCUGCUACUCCUCUGUUUCCAUCCCUUGAAAUGGAACCUGGUCCUCAACUUGUCGUUCAAAAGGAGAUACCAAUUUCUCAGCCCAUCUCAAGAUUUGCACGGAGUGAUGUGGAAGUACCAAAGCCCAAACCAAUUGAUGUCAAAACAAACUAUGCAAACUCAACCAAACCAAGGCUUUCAACAAGGUCAAUGACCCCAAGUCACACAAGGCAAAGACCAAGCAUAAUCAAGAACACAAAUGAACAACAAAAAAGAACUCCCCCUACCAUUACCAACAAGAUCACUAAACAUGAUGCAACCAAAAUUGAACAUGAUGCAGGCACCAACACAAAAUCCACUCCCCAAAAGCAACCCAACAAUGCUGAUUUCCUUGCUUUGAACAUCAAGAAAAGCACAGAAACAAACGAGUCACAAAAAAAGGCAAGAGCUAGAGGGGUUUCUCCAUCUAUUAGGUCAAGGGUUGUGCUUGUAAGUAGCAUGGUAGAACUCUCAAAUGAGGCACCACCAAAUCUAAGGACGGAUCAGAGGUCAAGUUCUACCACUCGAGGACGAAGCACAAUUCGAUCUUCUACAGUUUUAGGGUUUCAAAAUAGGGAUCCUACUCCAAAAGCAUGUAGGGCAUCAAGGUCACCAUCACCAAGCAUGGCUAGUGGUGGUUGGAACCAGUUAGAAAGGACUCAGAAAAAUUUGAGGGCACAAAAAGAAACAUUCACUCUAGCAGCGGGUGCUAAUGAAGGUAGAGCACCUUUUAAGGGAAGUAAGAUGGUGGAGAAAGUAGUGAAUGCUAGAAAAUCUAGUUUGAAUCAAACGGAUAAAGAAACCAAAGCAAAAGCUUUCAAAUAUAGGGAAAAAUGAAAAGAGAAACCGUUGCACAAGGCUAGUCCAGCAAUGGUCACACUAGAGUUUUUUGCUGCUGUGUGUUCAUAUAAAAAUGACGAGCUAGUAGACUAGUAGUGGCAAGGGAAUCUUCUGUCAAAAAAAAAAAAAAAUGUUAAAACGUCUUUGUUGUAACAAAAUGAGACAUCAUGAAAGUACUACGUAGGAGAACAUUGGGAAAACUUGAUUCGACCACCCAGAGUAACUUAUAUCCUGAAUUAAUUAACG